This is a messenger RNA of Aspergillus novofumigatus IBT 16806, 1214 nucleotides long. RefSeq names its product translation initiation factor 6. Lineage: Eukaryota; Fungi; Ascomycota; Eurotiomycetes; Eurotiales; Aspergillaceae. The record is from RefSeq and is a predicted model, not a curated record. Gene Ontology annotation, molecular function: ribosomal large subunit binding. The transcript has 5 exons. Gene Ontology annotation, biological process: maturation of 5.8S rRNA; cytosolic ribosome assembly; assembly of large subunit precursor of preribosome. Gene Ontology annotation, cellular component: nucleolus; preribosome, large subunit precursor; cytosol. Bases 471 to 1214 code for a protein of 247 amino acids.
UGACUUUAGCUACGGAGGAUCUAUCUAUGGGGCUGAAGAAGAAUGACUCUUGAUGACUCGAUUUUCGGUGACUCCUCCUCCGCCCCGAUUGGGUCUAGUCUACACAGAGCGGGGCGAUUCGACGGGCCUUUUUGAUAAUCUUUUCUUGGGCUUCAAAUACUUCCCUCGUGAGCGGCAAUAUUGGCUUCUUCGUUGUGAAACAUCCCAGAAUCUAUAUUUCAAACUUCAGUUACUAUCGAUCAGCGAAGAAAACCGGGGGUUUAUCUUUAUCCUUUUCGUCCUUCUUCCCACGCCCGUUCCUCAUCCGAACUUUUCCCCUCAACUAUCGACGUCACCUGGCUUCGCAAAGCUUUCGCUUGCAGUCUCACACGAACGCUCUUAUAUUUCCAUCGUUCGCCUGGGUGUCCAGAUUGCCUACUCUCAAUCGCUAUUGAAACCGGGUUUCUAGAAAGCUACGGAAUUUUCGCACGAUGGCAGUCCGUGCCCAGUUUGAAAACUCCAACGAAGUCGGCGUCUUUGCCCGCCUGACAAACUCAUAUGCGAUUGUCGCCAUCGGCGCUUCAGAGAACUUCUACAGUGUAUUCGAGGCGGAACUCCAGGAUGUCAUUCCCAUCUGUCAUGCUACUAUUGCCGGCACCCGGAUCGUCGGUCGUCUAACAGCGGGUAACCGUAAAGGCCUUCUCGUCCCCACAACGACAACAGACCAGGAACUGCAACAUCUGCGGAAUACGCUGCCAGACGAUGUGAAGAUCCAACGGAUAGAGGAGCGGCUCUCGGCGCUGGGCAAUGUCAUCUGCUGCAAUGACCAUGUGGCACUGGUACAUCCGGAUCUUGAGCGGGAAACAGAGGAAAUAAUCGCAGACGUCCUCGGCGUCGAAGUCUUCCGGCAAACCAUCGCCGACAACGUGCUGACGGGCUCGUACAUGGCCCUCUCCAAUCAGGGCGGUAUCGUCCACCCCAAAACCUCCAUCCGUGACCAGGAUGAGCUCUCCUCUCUACUCCAGGUGCCCCUCGUCGCGGGCAGUGUCAACCGCGGCAGCCCCGUCGUCGGCGCCGGCAUGGUCGUCAACGACUGGCUGGCCGUCACCGGUCUCGACACCACCGCGACCGAGCUGAGCGUGGUCGAGUCUGUCUUCCGGCUAGGCGAGAUGGGCCCUCGUGGUCUGGGCGUUGGCAAUGCCAACAAGGAGAGUAUCGUGGAAAGUUUCUACUAA